AGUAACCUCGUGCUUGCUUGUAAAAAAGACUUGAUUGUAUAGGUUAGAGUGUGUUGAAUUGUUUGUAAAUUAUAUAUUUCACAAGUAAACUUAAAUUUUCCAUAAAAAAAUAAAUCUCUCUGUCAUUACACCGAUAUAAAUUUAUCUUGAAUCCAAUCAUGGCGGUUCGUGUACAAUUCGAAAAUAAUAAUGAAAUUGGUGUAUUUUCUAAAUUGACGAAUUCUUAUUGUCUAGUUGCAAUUGGUGGUUCUGAAAAUUUUUAUAGUGUAUUUGAAGCUGAACUUGCUGAUACAAUCCCUGUAGUACACGCGUCAAUAGCAGGAUGUCGUAUUAUUGGACGAUUAACCGUUGGAAACAAAAAUGGAUUAUUAGUACCAAAUACAACCACGGAUACAGAAUUGCAACACAUAAGAAAUUCUUUACCAGACAGUGUUAAAGUACAAAGGGUUGAAGAAAGACUUUCAGCUUUGGGAAAUGUUGUUGCUUGUAAUGAUUAUGUUGCCUUGGUUCACCCUGAUCUUGAUAGGGAAACUGAAGAAAUUUUAGCAGAUACUUUGAAUGUUGAAGUUUUUCGACAAACAGUAGCAAGUAAUGUUCUUAUUGGAUCAUACUCAGUUUUAUCUAAUCAAGGUGGUUUAGUACAUCCAAAAACUUCAAUUCAGGAUCAGGAUGAGUUAUCAUCCCUGUUACAAGUACCCCUCGUUGCAGGUACAGUCAAUAGAGGCAGCGAUGUUAUUGCUGCAGGCAUGGUUGUAAACGAUUGGGUCUCUUUUUGUGGGAUGGAAACAACUUCAACCGAACUUUCUGUCAUAGAAAGUGUUUUUAAACUUUCCGAAUGUGUUCCAGCUAAUAUUACAUCGACUAUGCGUGCAUCUCUUAUAGAAAGUAUGUCUUAAAAAAAAUUCUACAACUUCGAUACAAAACGCAAAUGAAACAAUUUAAAAAAAAUCAAUCCAUGAUAGACGAAAUAAGUGUACAUAUUCAUAGAACCAAUGUUACGUGGAUUACAAAUGCACAAUAUGAUUGAUGCAAUGCUUCUCAUUUUUUUUUUUUUGAGUACUAUCUUAUAAUUCCAACUAAAAAAAAAACCUUUCAAUGUAUUAACACGUUUCUAUAGAUUAAAAUUUAUACGAUUUCCCACUA
Messenger RNA from Polistes dominula (European paper wasp), 1143 nucleotides. It is a transcript of the gene eIF6, whose product is annotated as eukaryotic translation initiation factor 6. Gene Ontology annotation, molecular function: ribosome binding. Lineage: Eukaryota; Metazoa; Arthropoda; Insecta; Hymenoptera; Vespidae. The record is from RefSeq and is a predicted model, not a curated record. Gene Ontology annotation, biological process: cytosolic ribosome assembly.